This is a messenger RNA of Ogataea haglerorum, 948 nucleotides long. RefSeq lists its product as uncharacterized. Gene Ontology annotation, molecular function: calcium ion transmembrane transporter activity; manganese ion transmembrane transporter activity. Gene Ontology annotation, biological process: Golgi calcium ion transport; Golgi calcium ion homeostasis; manganese ion transmembrane transport. The transcript has a single exon. The record is from RefSeq and is a predicted model, not a curated record. Gene Ontology annotation, cellular component: fungal-type vacuole membrane; Golgi apparatus. Bases 1 to 948 code for a protein of 315 amino acids. NCBI's taxonomy places the organism in Eukaryota, Fungi, Ascomycota, Pichiomycetes, Pichiales, Pichiaceae.
AUGAAGGCACACAAUAUUUUGGCUCUGGCAGCCAUUUUAGCUUCUGUGAACGCUGUGUAUCCGCCGGUUUCGGGGGACAAGUCGAUCAGCGAUGCGGAUCUGGUGACGAUCCAGGUCACGCAAGCGAAGGACGACAAGAAGCUGGAUCAACACUUGGAAAGCCUCAAGGCCGAUGCAACAAAGGGCGCGAAUGCAUUGAACGCUGAAGCAGAACUUCCACGCCACUCAGAGGUGUUUUUCAUGUCGACGUCGAUGAUCGUGGUCAGCGAGAUCGGUGAUAAAACAUUUCUGGUGGCCGCCUUGAUGGCCAUGAAACACCCAAGAAUGGUGGUGUUUUCCUCCGCUUUGGCUGCCCUGGCCUUCAUGACGAUUCUCUCGGGUGUUGUGGGACACGUGCUGCCUAGCCUCAUUCCUCAUCGGCUGACGCAAUUCUUGGCAGGUGUGCUCUUUGUUAUCUUCGGAGUCAGCCUGCUCAAGGAGGGCAUGGCCAUGUCAAAGAACGCGGGAAUAGACGAGGAACUCGCGGAAGUUGAGGAGGAGAUCGAGGUUUCAACGCUGAACCAGCGUUCGGGAAGUUUGGAGGAGGCCGCCGUGCCGGGCGCAGUUGCGAGAAAACCGAUUUGGAAGGAGGGCCUGUCCCACGUCUCCAACCUUGCAUCUUAUAUCUUGUCGCCGGUCUGGGUGCAAACUUUUGCAAUGACCUUUUUGGGUGAAUGGGGAGACCGCUCGCAAAUUGCAACCAUAGCAAUGGCUGCCGGCUCUGACUACUGGAUGGUUAUUUUGGGAGGCGUCGUUGGGCACGCACUCUGCACGGGCAUGGCGGUGAUCGGAGGACAAUUGCUCGCCACCAAGAUCAGUAUGCGCAGCGUCACUUUAGGAGGGGCCAUUGCAUUUUUCAUCUUCUCCGUGCUGUACUUCUACAAUGCCUACUACGACAUAGAAUCGUAG